Messenger RNA from Ipomoea nil (Japanese morning glory), 3277 nucleotides. Its product is annotated as putative late blight resistance protein homolog R1B-14. Bases 192 to 2864 code for a protein of 890 amino acids. The transcript is spliced from 3 exons. The record is from RefSeq and is a predicted model, not a curated record. Gene Ontology annotation, biological process: defense response to other organism. Lineage: Eukaryota; Viridiplantae; Streptophyta; Magnoliopsida; Solanales; Convolvulaceae. Gene Ontology annotation, molecular function: ADP binding.
GAUAAGAUUCAAGAAACUGGGAACUCGUUGACUCGUUGACUCGUUGACUCGUUGACUUAAGACUCCAACAUCAAAAAUCAAAAUUCACGAAUUAAAUAUAUACGUCUUUGAUCUGAGAAACUGAGAGUAGGCCGUAGUCUAAAUUGCAAACAACACACGGAAAUUCUUGCCGAAACAGAGGGAGUGAGACGAUGGAAGCAGCGGUGACCAUGGUGGCGGAGGCAGUGGUGAAUGGGCUAGCGGAGACCUUGACGGGCUUACUGUCCGACAACUUCCAGCUAAUCUCAGACGCACACCACGACGUUCAGAAGCUCCUCCGCUGCAUCAAUGGCUUCAAGUCUAUCCUCAAAGAAUCCCGCAAAAACAGGACGGAAAAUGAAAUCGUCAAGCAGCUGGUGAAGGAAAUCAUGGACGUCGUCUACCGGUCGGAAAACCUCAUCGACCAAUACGUGGUCGACGCCAAUAUCCACGUCGAGAAGAAGCUUACCAGUCUCUUCGAUUUCCAGAGGAGAAGGGUUGUAGGAAAGAUCAAAGGUAUUCUCAAUGAGAUCAAGGAAAUCCAAGAGAAGAAGGAGUAUCAGAAAGUGAUUGAAGAUAGCCUCUUGCCCAGAGAACAUGCCCCCUCUGUGGAGCAGAAGGUACCCAUAGUGGAAGAAGUACAUGUGGUGGGGUUUGAUGGAGAGGCAAAAACAAUUAUCCAACGUCUUAUGGAGGAAUCAAGUUAUGAAGUUAUUUCAGUUUUGGGUAUGGCUGGUCUUGGCAAAACCACAUUGGCCAACAAGGUAUUCAAGUCCCAAGAAAUUGAAUAUCAUUUCAUGCAUCGUGUUUGGAUUUAUGUUUCUCGGUUGUACAAGAAAAAAGAUGUGUAUCUGCAAAUUCUAAAGAAACUACAGCAGAGCAAUGAUAAUGAUAUUAGAGCGACUGAAGAAGAAUUAGGUCUCAAGAUUAAACAAGUUAUGGAGCAUGGAAAAUAUCUCAUUGUACUAGAUGAUGUUUGGACUAAAGAAACAUUCGAAGAUAUCAUGCAUGGUGCUUUUCCAAAGAGGGAUGGUUGUAAAGUCUUAGUCACCACUCGGAAAGAUGAAGUGGCUAUGACUGUAAAUUCUUUGGGAGAGCCUCAUCGCUUAAAAUUUCUAGAGCCCGGAGAAAGUUGGGAGCUACUUGAAAAUAGGGUUUUUCAUGAAAAGGAAACCUGCCCGGAUGACUUAAAACCGUAUGGAGAAGAAGUAGCAAAAAAAUGCGGUGGUCUACCACUAGCCAUAGUUAUAAUGGCUGGUGUUUUGUGUACCAAAGAGAGAAGAAUAAAUAAGUGGCGUGAAGUGGCCAAUAGAUAUAGUUAUUUCUUUAACACGGAAGUACAGAGCUAUGAGGAGUUAAUACGAUUGAGUUAUGGUGAUUUGCCAGAUAAGUUGAAGUGUUGCUUCCUUUAUUUGGGAGCCUUUCCUAAUGGCAAUGAUAUCCCUGCUGCAAAACUGAUGCAGCUAUGGAUUGCAGAGGGAUUCAUUGAGGAAGAAGGAGGAUUAAACAUGGAAGACAUAGCAUGUGAAAAUUUGUGUGGUUUGGUGGGUAGGAAUCUAGUAAUGGCAACACAAAGAAAGCCAGAUGGUGAAAUAAAAACUUGUCGUGUCCACGACAUGUUGCUCCAGUUUUGCAAGAAGGAAGCUAUGAACGAAACUUUAUUCAAUGAAAUUAAUGGCAUGAAUCAACAACAACAGGGUUCUUCUUGUCGCCGCCUAAGUGUUCACUGUCCUUUUGAGAAUUUCAUUUCUUCUACAGAGCAAAAGCCAGAACUCCGGUCCUUAUUAUGUUUUGCCACCUCAAAUGGAGUUCAGAUUCCUCCCAAAACCAUUAAAUUACUCCGCAAGGCCUUCCCAUUGCUGAGGGUGUUACACUUUGCACCAGAUGAUUCUGUUAUUUUCACGUCUUGUAAUACAGACUUUUUUCGGUUAUUCCAUCUCAAAUACAUUGCUAUCUCCACUACAGCUCCAGUUCUUCCUAAAGAGAUUGAGAACUUGCAGAAUGUGCAGACUCUUAUAGUUAGGACAACCCGUCCUACUCUUGAAAUUAGAGGAGACAUAUGGAACAUGUCAAGGUUAAGGCAUUUUCAAACCAACGCUUCUGCCAACCUUCCUUCCCCUUCUGCUUCAAAAACCAAGAGAGCUCCCUUUGCAAAUGAAAACUUGCAAACUUUGUCUAAGGUUUCACCAUUGAGCUGCACCCCUGCUGCACUUGCUAAGGCCUCCAAUAUCAAGAAAUUGGGCAUCCGGGGGACUUUGGCUAAACUAUUGGAGAUAGACCCAACUACUGGAUCUAGUUUGUUCCAAAACCUGGGGGGUUUGAAGAAACUGGUAAAUUUUAAGCUGUUCAAUGAUGGGGAAAAACUACAGCGCCUUCCUCGUGAAUUUCCAGAGAACCUAACAAACCUCACCCUGUCUAGAACUUGCCUCCAAUGGAAAGAACUAUCUGUAUUGGGAACACUAGAGACACUUGAAAUCCUCAAGUUGAUUGAGCGUGCAGCUGAAGGAGAGUAUUGGGAGCCAAUCAUUGGCGGUUUUCUUUAUCUUCAGGUUUUGCAUAUUGAUAGGACGGACUUGAGGUCCUGGAAUGCUUCAAAUAAAAACUUCCCAAGACUCAGAAGCCUUGUUCUUAGCAACUGUGAAGAACUUGAGAUGAUUCCACAGUCCCUGGCUCAUAUAAGCAGCCUUCAAGAGAUAAAGUUGAAACAUACCAAGAAAGCAAUCACGUCUGCACAGGACAUACUCAAGCAGAAACAGAACCCAACUCAAAAAAGUAACCGCAGAUUCAAGCUCACUAUCUAUCCUCCUCUGCGUCUGGAUCAUUCUCAAGCCAGCGAGCUAGUUUAAUUUUAAUUCCCAGUGCUGGAUUAUUGCAUGCCCGCAGUUGAAUUAUUUGCACCAACCCACUUUGAUUUCUUAAGGUGAUGAUAAUGGCGGGAGUUCGAUCAAUCUGAUAUUUGGUUGUUGUGUGGGACUUUACAACUACAUUUUCAAUUCUUCGGAUGUUUGAUCGUUGUGUGGGACACCUACUACUUCUUCGGAUGUGGUCGUCGUUACGUUGUUGGUUUCUUAUAUUUCCAAAUUAAUAAUGCGACAAGCUAAGCGUGUGAGUUUGAUUGACUGAUUUAAUUUCUAAUUUUAUUUAAUUUAAUGUCCGUUACGUUGUUGGUUUGCUUUUAUUCUAUGCAUAUGCUAUCCUGUACCAGUUUACUUGAGGACGGAGUUGAAUGCCGGUAUUGCAUCAUUGUUCCUUUAAAAAA